Molecule: messenger RNA, 1262 nt
Organism: Photinus pyralis (common eastern firefly)
Lineage: Eukaryota; Metazoa; Arthropoda; Insecta; Coleoptera; Lampyridae
Product: prostaglandin reductase 1-like
Exons: 7
Coding region: 184-1197 (337 amino acids)
Biological process (GO): prostaglandin metabolic process
Cellular component (GO): cytoplasm
Molecular function (GO): 15-oxoprostaglandin 13-reductase [NAD(P)+] activity; 2-alkenal reductase [NAD(P)H] activity
Source: RefSeq, a predicted model, not a curated record
GAAUUUUUUAAACAGCCACUCAUUUAACUAAUUACUAAGUCGAUAACGUAUAGUGAUUGUGUAAUACGGAUCAUGGUUGAAAUGCAGCGAUCGUUUGGAGAUCAAGUGAAACUAUCAAAGUCGUACAAUAACUAACUACAGUGUCAUUUUCAUCAUUUUAGUGUGCAAAACGCUGGCAGAAACAUGGUUAAGGCAAAGAAAUUUGUAUUGGUAAAUGGAUUUAAUAAUAUGCCUAAAGAAGAAGACUUCAAGUUGGUUGAAGAAGAUUUGCUCGGCCCGCAAGAAGGAGAGUUUUUGGCGGAAGCCCUGUAUUUGAGCGUCGAUCCCUACAUGAGAGCCUACGCUCACCAACUGAAAGAAGGGAAGACCAUGAUAGGGGUGCAAGUAGCCAGAAUUUUGGAGUCAAAUAACAAAGAAUUUCCCGUUGGAAAAUAUGUAGUGGGAAAUUUUGGAUGGAGCACGCAUACUAUUUGCAAUGGUUUACGGUCGACUACGCAAUCAGAGGUCGAUCAUUACCCAUAUGUACUGCCGGACAUUGGACAACUUCCCCCAUCCUUAGGUUUGGGAGUGCUAGGUCUGACGGGAAAUACGGCGUAUUUUGGAUUUACGGAGAUAUGCAAGCCGAGAGCGGGCGAAACUGUGGUUGUGACUACAGCCGCGGGCGCUGUAGGCAGUCACGUUGGACAGAUUGCAAAAAUCAAAGGAUGUCGCGUUAUUGGAAUCACCGGGUCUGAUGAAAAGUGCCUGUGGCUAAAGUCGAUCGGAUUUGACGCUGCGAUUAAUUACAAAAACGCAAACUGGAUUAAUGCGUUAUCGGAAGCGACACCAAGGGGCAUAGAUUGUUAUUUUGAUAAUGUCGGAGGGGAGAUUAGCAGCACGAUCAUACAACGUAUGUGCACAGACGGAAGGGUAGCCGUGUGUGGAUCAAUUUCUUCAUACAACUGCGACGUACGCCAACUUCCUAAGGCCACUAUGAUACAACCGUGGAUAGUAUUUCAUCAAUUAGAAAUAAAAGGCUUCGUCAGCAACAACUGGAGUCGUCGGUGGAUGGAGGGGAUCAAAGAAAAUUUAAAAUGGGUUCAGGAAGGAAGGUUGCGCUACAAAGAAACGAUCACGGACGGAUUUGAAAAUAUGCCAAAGGCUUUUAUUGGACUUCUAAAAGGUGAAAAUAUAGGAAAAGCAAUUGUUAAGGUGUAAAGGAUCUCUCCUACCCUCUGUCUUGUAAUAAAUAAUUUUGUAAUAAACUAUUCUUUUUUAUAGUA